Archocentrus centrarchus (flier cichlid) is the source of this 1028-nucleotide messenger RNA. RefSeq names its product protein phosphatase 1, regulatory subunit 3Db (gene ppp1r3db). Gene Ontology annotation, biological process: regulation of glycogen biosynthetic process. Gene Ontology annotation, cellular component: protein phosphatase type 1 complex. The record is from RefSeq and is a predicted model, not a curated record. Gene Ontology annotation, molecular function: protein phosphatase 1 binding; glycogen binding. The transcript is spliced from 2 exons. Bases 49 to 948 code for a protein of 299 amino acids. Lineage: Eukaryota; Metazoa; Chordata; Actinopteri; Cichliformes; Cichlidae.
CAACUCAACAACAAACACCGCUGUAAAGGUGUUUUUAUUGUGACCAAAAUGGAUGAGGCUUCAGACAAAACUGACAAGACUGGGAUGCAGCUUCGGUUCAUGGGUGGCUCCAACAAUGUAUCUUCAACCAGAACUGUCCGUCUGCGGGACAUUUAUGAUCCCAAGCCUCAAGCUCCCAAAACCCCUGUCCAGAUUCGCCCUCCAGGUCCAAGAACUCCCCCUGUGAAGGAGCCCAAUUCAAGGCGCAGCUUUUCCAGUGAUCCUCCAACCAAGACCAUCAUAAGGAGAAGAGCUCAGUCUCUUCCUUCAUCUGCAGAGCACAAGAAGCAGCUUAGGAGUGUGCAGGUACGCUUUGUGGACUCACUGGGUCUUCAGUUAGAGCAAGUUAAGGUUUUCAACAUUCAAGAGCAUCCCAGUGUACCCCAACAUGUUAUGUUCAGGCUGCUGAUGAGCUCUGAACUGACUUUUGGGAAAUCACUGGAGCUGUCGCUGCCUUACUUCAAACCCUGUUUUCCCGAAAAUAUGGGCGCUCAACCGGACUUCCUGAAACGGCUGCACGCACAGAGUGUCUGCCUCAAGCAGAUCCUGUGUUCAGAGCAGGGGAUAACAGGCACCAUACAAGUACUUAAUUUAGCCUAUGAGAAAGAGGUCACAGUACACUACUCUUUCACUAACUGGAGAACACACACAAAUAUAGCAGCAUCCUGGUUAUCGAGUGUAUGCCAUGAGGGGUGUGACUCUCCAGAAUCAGACAUCUUCAGGUUUCGUUUGCCCGUCCCACCGUUCAUUCUGCAGCCGGGAGCUAUCUUGGAAUUUGCAGUCUGCUACCACGUAAGAGAAUCUGAGCACUGGGACAACAACAAUGGCAAAAAUUACAAACUGUCAUGCCACAGCUACAAGGUGACCGUGCCAAGGGAGUGUGAGGAUAGCAUGCUGCACUUCACCUGAGCCACCACAUGGAGGUGCCGCAAUGCCUGCAAACAGAUGGACAGCAGAUGACACUCAAAAUGCUGUGCAGCAAAACUUUG